UGCGGUAGCGGGGCGGAAGCGGGGCGAGAGGGGCACGCGAGCGGGCGCGGGUACGAGGCGUUUCCCGGGGAGGCGGCCAAUCUGUGCAGUGCCGAGCCGGGAUUCGCUCUUCCGCUUGCUCUGCCCAGGCCGCCUCUCCUGCUGCGAUUCUUGCCGUAGCGUCUGCCGAGAGUGUGGGGAGAGCUGCGGAAAGCAUGGCCGGCCCUCGGGCAGAUCCAACAAAUGAGCGGGAUCCAAGUUGCCUUACGCCGCCACUGCUUCGACCUGAACCCGCAGUGUUGCGGGAUGCGCUUGCAGAGUGCUUGGCUCUGCUCAGGCAACUUCUCCCGCCACUCAGGAAUUGAGGGGGUGGGGAAUGGGAGAAGUCUUGGGGAGGAGCUUGUAAUUAAUUAUUCCGUUAAAACUUUUUACAUUUCUUUCUGAGCGAGAAUGUGCUCACUGCAGAGAAUUUGGAAAGCAUGGGAAAUUGUUGUAUAAGAAGACAGGGAGGCGUUGAAGUAGGGAGGAGUUGAGGAGUUGGAAUCACGUGUGGCCCCAGGGGCGGUGGGUAACCUAUUGCUUUGCAAGUUGCAGAAGGCGGCGCUACCCCGGGGGCUGAGAGCUGAGAUUUGGGGAAGUGAGAGCUGCGCGGGCGGGCGGUGCGGGUGGAGAGUCGGCCAUGCGGUGUUUGUUUCCUUCCACCUCCUGCGGCAGCUGUUCACGAUGAGGAGAGCGGGGCUAGGGCGGAGCGGCCUUGCCCCCCGGACCUGAGCGCUCACCCGCCGCCGGGAUUUCCCCGACUUGACCUGGGUCAAAGGCUAUGAGUGCUCGGUAAAUAGGAGGAGUUAGGAGUCGUGGGCCAGAGACUACGGGAGGUGAUGCCGGCUGGGUUUUGAGUGGCUUGGGGAGAGUGAAGAAACCCAAAAAUGGAGGACUUUUCCACCAGGACCUAUGGCACCAGUGGCCUGGACAACAGACCUCUGUUCGGAGAGACGUCGGCCAAGGAUCGAAUCAUCAAUUUAGUUGUUGGAAGCUUAACGUCUUUAUUGAUUCUAGUAACGCUGAUCAGUGCUUUUGUUUUCCCUCAACUACCUCCAAAACCAUUGAAUAUAUUUUUUGCUGUUUGCAUCUCUUUGAGUAGUAUUACUGCCUGCAUACUUAUCUACUGGUAUCGACAAGGAGACUUAGAACCGAAAUUUAGAAAUCUAAUUUACUAUAUCUUAUUUUCUAUCAUCAUGUUAUGUAUAUGUGCAAACUUGUACUUCCAUGAUGUGGGAAAGUGAGGCUGCCAAGGAGAAACACUUACCAGGACUCUUCAAAGCUAUAUAUUAGGACUGUGAAGAAGAGCUGGAAAAGGUAUGCUGGAGAAUCUCCUGCAGGAGUCUGACACAUGAUUUUCAUGUUAAUAGUAAAUCUAAAUUCCCUCUUGCAGGGGAGACCUAGCAUAGAUCACUAUGCUUUUGUCUUUAAGGAGCUGAUAUUGAUGUUGCACUUCAACAUUCCAACUCAACUCUUAAAGCUCAAACAGCACAAAUAAUUUUCACUUUUAAAAAUUAAAAAUUUUUUAUAAUAUAAUUGCAUGGCGAAGAAGCUAUGUAACAAACAAAAUCUUGCAUCCUAAGACAAAUAUUCUUUUAUUUCUGUUAAACUGAAUAUACAAUUAUUGUUCCCUAUACAACCAACUUUUACUUAUAACUACAACUUAAUUUCACAUUAACAAAACACAGUGAAAAGACAACUUUGAUUGUGAAGGUCUAAUUACAAGAAUAAAUAAAAUAAUUUAUACAAG
This is a messenger RNA of Choloepus didactylus (southern two-toed sloth), 1768 nucleotides long. RefSeq names its product transmembrane protein 243 (gene TMEM243). The record is from RefSeq and is a predicted model, not a curated record. The transcript is spliced from 4 exons. Lineage: Eukaryota; Metazoa; Chordata; Mammalia; Pilosa; Megalonychidae. The coding region runs from base 906 to 1262 and encodes 118 amino acids.